GCGGCGGCCAAUCAGGGGGCGCGCGCGCGGCACGCGCUUAUUAGCAUGCGGGGCGCGUCGCGCGGCGGAGUGCGCGGCGGGCGGGGAGGCGCGGCGGGGCCCCCGCUCCCUUUCUGCAGGCGCAGCCGGUGCAUGGGCAGUGCGCGGGGGGACCGGCGGAGCUCAGCUGCUACCGCCACCGCCACCACCGUGCGCACCCCGGCGGGGCCGCCCCGCGCCGCUCCCUCUCUUCGCCGUGCCCCCCCCUCGCCGCGCGGAACGCCCCUCCGGAGCGGAGGAUGAGCCGGCAGCCCCGGCCCCGAGCGCGGCACGCCGCCCAGCCCGGCCCGCCGCGGCGCUGAGGAUCACCGAGCAGCCCCCGGGCCCCCCCCCCCCCGGGUGGGCUCUUGCCCCCCUCCGGCCCCCGGCAUGGACGGCCGUGACUUCGCGCCCCCGCCGCGGCUGUUGGCGGAGCGGGGAGGCCUCGGGCACCGGCACGGCACGGGGCGCGUCUCGGGCUCGGCGCACAGCACCGUGCAGCCCCCCGGCCACUUCCAGCCCGCCAAGUUCUUCCCCGCGCCCAUCUCCAUGGCCACGCACUCAGCAGGGAGCGGACUGAUGGGGAGCGCACCCGCCUCGUCCUUCAUGGGGAGCUUCCUGAGCAGCAGCCUGGGCUCGGGGGCCCCCAGCCACCCCUCGGGCCCCGCCGCGUCCCCCCCGGAGCCGGCGUUCCGCGGGCCGCACUCCGGCACCUCCCAAAUCUGGUUCUCGCACUCCCACGAAGCCCCGGGGUACCCCCGCUUCUCCGGGAGCCUGGCGUCCACCUUCCUGCCCAUGAGCCACCUGGACCACCACGGCAACAGCAACGUCCUCUACAGCCAGCACCGCUUCUACGAGAGCCAGAAAGAUAACUUCUACCUGCGCAACCUGCCCGCCCAGCCCGCCCUGCUCUCCGCCGGCCACGGCUUCCCCGGCAUCGCCCGCGCCGCCCCCGGCCCCCCCGCUGGCUCCUGCAGCCGGGAGCGCGAUGCCGGCCCCCUGCCCAAGACCCCCAAGGACUACGACCGCUUCCUGGCGGCCAAGGAGAAGGCGAGCAAGGCGGAGGGCAAGGAGCGGCCGCCGGAGGACGACGCCAAGGAGAGGCACCGGGCGGUGCUGCCGGUGCCGCCCGAGGGGCACUGCAAAGAGGGGCUCCCCCCCCGGGCGGCGGGCGACGGGCGCCCCAAGCACCUCGCCUCCUGCCUGCUGGGUGCCAAGGGGCUGGAGGGCGAGGGCGGCCGCGCGGCGCUGCCCAGCUGUGCCGGCAGCGCCCUGCCCCGUGCCGGCCGCUGCGCCAAGGAGCCGUGCCGUGGAGAGAGGGAACCGGGAGCCCCCGAGGCUCCGCCGCCCUACGGCGAGUGCCUGGAGCGGCGGCAGAUGCUGCACCACGCCGUCUCCUACGCCGUGCCCACCGGGCCGGCCCCGCUCGGCGCCGCCGCCGCCGCUGCCGCCGGUUCCUUCCCCUGCCUGCAGCUGCACGCCGGCCCCGACGUGCUGUGCCCGCUGCCGGACAAAGCCGGGAGGGAGCUGAAGCUGAGCGGGGCCACGUUCGUGCCUUCGGUGGGACACUUGGCGGACAAGAGCCGCUCCUUCCAAGUGGCGGCCGAGAGCUGCGGGCUGGAGCGCGCCGAGGGCAAGGAGCGGCAGGCGAGGUGGGCGCCGAGCCCCCCUGCCGCCUACGGAGCCUCCUUCCACCACCACGCCAAGGCGGAGGGCAAAGCGGAGCGGCGGCUCGAGUGGGGUGGCCCCGGCGCCCGGCUGAAGGGGUUGGAGUACCUGGGGGCUGGCGGGGCGGCCGAGGGGCCCCCCUUCGCCAGCCUCGGCCCCCCGCCCCCCAAGGGCGGCCUGGAGAAGGGCUAUUUCGAGGUGCCGCCGGCCCCGGACUGCUCCCGUGCCCCGCACGCCGACCCGCUGGGUGCCAAGGUGGGCCCGUCCUGCUGCACUUUAGAGAAGGGCCCCAAGGACCCCCCCGGGCAGACCCCGCAGAAGGUGGCGCGGAUCCGGCACCAGCAGCACGGCGGCCCCGAGGCGGAGCCGGCCGGCGGCGGCCCCGAGGGCAAGCGGAAAGCCCUGGAGCUGAACUCCCUGGGCUACAACGGGCCCCCCCUGCCCCCCUGGGGCGUGCAGGGCCAGGGCCCCCCCAUGGCCAUGGCGGAGGAGAGGAAGGGCUCCUACCUGGACCCCUUCAGCACGAGUCUGCAGCAGGCUGCGUUGAUGACUCAGGGCUCGGUGCUGAGCCAGGACAUGCCGACCCCCCCGGACGAGGUCUCGGCCAUGAAGAACCUUCUCAAGUACAGCAACCAAGCACUUAUCGUGGGCCAGACUCCCUUCGUGGGGCUGGGUGGCAUCAAGGGCAGCUGCGCCCACCAGGACGCCAAGUUCCCCCCGGGCAAGGGGCAGCCGGAGCUGGAGCGGCCGGAUUGCGCCCGCAGCCGGGAGCACGAGCUGGGCCACGGCGAGGGCGAGGUGCGGCAGCCCCCCGUGGGCAUCGCCGUGGCCGUGGCGCGGCAGAAGGACACGCUCAGCCGCCCCGAGCCCUCCUACGGCAGCGGCUCCGGCCGGCAGGGCCGGGUGGCCACCGGCAUCAAAGCCGGCACGGCACGGCCCAUGCACGUCAUCGACCUGGAGGCAGAGGAGGAGCGGGGCCGGCUCUGCGAGGAGCGCCUGGGGCUGCCGGGGAGAGAGCUCCUUCUCCAGGACAACAAGGAGCUGGUGGAGUUCGCGCGGAUGCACCCCUCGGGGGGGUGUCCCGGGGACCUCACCCCCCACCUGAUGAUCGCGGGGGGCUCCUCGCUGCCGGCGGGACAGCUCGGGGGGGACCCGGCCGCCCACGCGCACCCGGCGCACACGCACUGGCUGCCCCGCACCCGCAGCCCCUCCAUCUGGAUGGGGGGACACUCCUACGGCAUCGGCCACCCCACGCUGCACCAGAACCUGCCGCCCGCCUUCCCCGCCUCCAUGCCCAGCACCAUGCAGCCCGUCUUCCCCCUCUCCCAGGAGCCCCCCGCCCAGCUCGUCAUCCUGCCCACCGAGCCCCCCGCCCACGGCACCCCCCACACGCUGGCCGACGUGAUGGACCAGGCGUCGCUGUGGCCCCCCAUGUACCCGGGCCGGGGUCCCGGCGCCCACCUGCAGCACACGGGGCAGCUGCCCGUGUACUCGCGCUCGCAGUUCCUGCGGCAGCAGGAGCUCUACGCCCUGCAGCAGCAGCGGGCGGCUCAGGCCCUCGAGAUCCAGCGGCAGGCGCACGUCCAGCGCAAGCCGGAGGAGCAGCCCCUGGAGCUGGAGGACGUGUGCCCCGAGAAGCCCCUCAAACCCUCCCACAAAGCAGUUGCCUUAAACCCCCCGGCCAAGGGCAUGUCCUCGGCAGCCCCCGGCCCCCCCAAGCUGUCCCCUUGCUGCCACUCCCCGGCCCUGCGGCACCCGGCCAAGUGCCCCGUGGCUCUCCCCGCGGCCCCCUGCACUUUACCCGUCGCCCCGCCUGCCAGCUCCGCCGUGGCCCCCCGCUCCCCGGCCGACAGCCCCGUCCCCGUCCAGAGCAAGGGCAGCGACGGCGAGGACAAGCGCGGGGAGGGCCAGCCGCCCCGCGACUACCCCAAAUCCCUGGAGCCAGACCUGCCCCCGGGUUACAGCUACCCCGCGGCCACCAUGGGCUUUUCGGAGGCGCACUCAGCCGAGCCCGCCGACCCCGACACGAUGCACGCGGGCUCCCCCCCGGCUGAGCCCGAGCAGUCGCGGACCUUCAGCCCCGCCGAGGAUGUGCUGAGGGAGCCCGGCCCCCCCGUGCGAGAGCCGCCGGCCGGGGGGGCUGCAGCCGAGGGUCCCGGCGCGCUGCUGCACCGCCACCACCUCCUCCUCGCCCCGGGGCCGGCCCCGGCUGCGGUGGCCACCGAGGAGCCCUUUGGGGUGCGCCGGGAGGUGGCUCCGGCAGUGCUGGAGCAGAGCUCGGUGGAGCAGCAGCGCCCGGUGCCCGUGGUGGGGUCCUCGCCGCUGGUCCCCCCCUGCGGCGAGGAGGAGGAGGAGGACGAGGAAGAGGAGGAGGAGGAGGGUGACAGCGAAGGCUCAGGGCCGGAGGGCAGCUGUGACGAGGAGGAGGGCGAUGGCCCCAGCCACGCACCCAGCGGGCGGCAGGGCUGCCCGGGCGGGCUGGAGGCUCUCAUCGCUGCCGGCAUCGACCUGGGGGAGCUCCCAGCGCUGGGGUCCCCCGAGGAGCCCCCCCCGGCCCCCCCUUCACCCGCCCCGUGCGCCGCGGGGCUGCCCGGCAUCGCGCUGCUCAGCGAGCUGGCCGACCUGGAGCUCCGCCGGCGCCGCUGCGACCUGGCCCUGGAAGGGGAGGACGAGGACCUGCUGGCCUUCAACCUGCAGAACCUGGCCACGGUGGCGGCCGCCUGGUCGCUGGUGGAGGCGGCCAGCAGGGAGGGCAGCCCCCCGGCGCUCAGCCCCCUGCCCGCCUCGCCGCCGCCCCGCGCCCGCGUGCCUCGCCGCAAGUACACCUGGACGCCCAAAACCAAGGCCGUGUGCCCCCUGAAGGCGGCCAUCGAGCAGCUGAACACGCAGGAGGUGGAGGUGCGGAUGCGGCUGGCCGAGCUGCAGCGGCGCUACAAGGAGAAGCAGCGCGAGCUGGUGAAGCUGCAGAGGCGGCACGACCACGAGCGCGACGAGAGCUCGCGGAGCCCGGCACGGCGCGGGCCGGGGCGGCCGAGGAAGCGCAAGCACUCCAGCACGUUGGGCAGGGCCGAGAGCCGCAAGGUCAAGGCGGUGAAGAGCAGCCUGUCCCUGCUGUGCGCCGGGCUGCGUGCCGAGCCCCAGCCCAAAAAGAAACGGAGCAAACUGGCCCAGGAGGCGUACGGAGGCAUCAAGGGCCCCCCUUCGGACAAGGUGCGGUGCAAGAAGAGCGGCUCGCAGAGCAAGCUGUCCUGCAAGGUGGCCCACAAAGUGUCGCAGCUGAAGCAGAAGGUGAAGAGCAAGGGGCUCCCCGCCGGCAUCAGCCCCUUCCGACGGAAAGACCCCAACCCCGGGGGCCGCAUCCAGAAGAAGCUGUCCCGCGCCAAGAGCUCCAAGGGCGGCGCCGCCAAGUACCAGCCGCAGGACCCCGACCCCCGCGAGCCCCCCGGGUUCAAAGGCAAGGCUGGCACGGGGCUGGGGGGGCCAGGAUAGGGCCUGGGGGGGGGCUACAGUAAUAGGAGGAUGCUGUAAUGGGGGGGCUGCAGUGUGGGGGCGAGGACGCUGACUGACGAGCCGGGCUUGGCCCUGCUGCCCUCGGUGCCCGUGGCCGUGCUGGGCCCCUCGCCCUCCUCCGUGGUGAAGAUGGAAGCCAACGAGAAGGCGAAGAAGAAGAAGGAAAGGCAGGGGCUGCUCGGUCCCUGCCGCCUCGGCAGCCCCGAGGGCGAGGUGAAGAUCAAGCGGCGGCCGGUGAAGCCGGGAGCUGGCAAGUUGGAGAAGGUCCCGGCACGGAGGAAGGCGGGAGGCUGCGAGGAGGGGGGCAAGAAGAAGCUGAAGGCGAAACCCAAGGAGAGCCUCAGGGCGCCGGCCCCGAGCGGCCCCAGCGCCCCGACCCCCCCCAACAGCCUCUUUGGGGGCGCAGACCCCCGGCACUUUGGGGCGCGGGACGACGGCGCCCGCCUGGCCAGCGAGAGGCUCAAGAAGGCGACGCGCAAGAGCAAGGUGCUGCAGUCGGCCCUGAGGCGGAAGAACGGGGCGCUCUCGCUGGCCCUCUCGCCCCGGAGCGCCAAGACCAUCCUGAGCAAGGGCAAGAAGUUGGCCAAGGUGAAGAGCAAAGUGGCCACCAAGCAGUGCAAGGGCCGGGCGGUCAGCAAGCUGCUGGAGAGCUUCACGGUGGAGGACGACUUCGACUUCGACGACAACAGCAGCUUCUCGGAGGAGGAGGAGGACGGGGGGGGGGGCUGCACGGGGGGGCGCCGCUCCCCCCUGCCCCACACGUGCUCCAUCCAGAAGGAGGAUCUGCGGGACGGGCUGCACAUCCUCAUCCCCAAGGAGGACAGCCUGCUCUACGCCGGCAGCGUCCGCACCAUCCAGCCCCCCGAUAUCUACAGCAUCAUCAUCGAGGGCGAGCGGGGGAAUCGGCAGCGCAUCUACUCGCAGGAGCAGCUGCUGCAGGAGGCGGUGCUGGACGUGCGGCCGCAGUCGAGGCGCAGUUUGCCGCCCGGCACCCGCGUCUGCGCCUACUGGAGCCAGAAGUCGCGGUGCCUCUACCCGGGGAACGUGGUGCGAGGCUCCUCCAGCGACGAGGAGGAGGACGACCCCGAGGCGGUGAUGGUGGAGUUCGACGACGGGGACACGGGGCACAUCGCCGUCUCCAACAUCCGCCUGCUGCCCCCCGACUUCAAGAUCCAGUGCACGGAGCCGUCCCCGGCGCUGCUGGUCUCCAGCUCGUGCCGGAGGACGAAGCGGUCGUGCGGCGGUGGCCCCCCCCGGGAGCUGCCCCCCAGCCUCUGCACGGAGCGGCACGACGGCCCCGAGACCCCCAAGAACUCAGGCAAGAAGGCGGCCGGCAAGGAGAAAAGUGGCAAAGCCGCGGAGGUGCUGUCGGGCGGGAAGGCGCCGGUGCUGAGCGACCCGUUCGUGGGGCGGCGCGGGGGGCCGCUGCUCAGCUGGUCGGCGGUGGCGCAGACGAAGAGGAAGGCGGCGAGCAAGGGCACGGCCGUGCUGCAGAACCUCUUCCAGGUGAACGGCAGCGCCAAGAAGCUGCGGGCCAAAGAGGCGCUCUUCCCCGUGCACCACCACGUCGCCGCCCCCGUCUUCGGCAACGGCUUCGGGGCCGACUCCUUCAGCCGCAUCGCCAGUUCCUACGCCUCCUUCGGGGCCGGGGCUGGGCUGGUGCUGCCGGCUGCCCAAAAACUCCUGCGCUCCAAAAAGGCCGAGCGGCUGGAGGCAGAAGUGGGCAAAGGCGGCCGGAGAAAGGCGGGCAGUGAGUACCUGGUCAAGCUGGACCACGAAGGGGUGACGUCCCCCAAGAACAAGAACUGCAAGGCCCUGCUGCUGGGUGAGAAGGACUUUGGGGCCAAGCUGGAGCGGCCCCUGGCCAGCCACGGCUAUGCCCACGCGGCCCUGGCGGGCAAGGAUAGGAAGGGGCGGGCGCCCGUGCACCAGCUGCCCAUGGGGCUGGCGCUGCGGAAAUACUCGGGCCAAGCCGAGUUCACCCUGAACUGCGACAGCGACUGCCACAGCUCCUACUCGGACAUGGACGAGGACGAGGAGGCGGGCGGGCUGGGCGCCGACGUGCCCUCGCGCUUUAUGACCCGCCUCUCGGUUUCCUCCUCUUCCUCGGGCUCUUCCACCUCCUCCAGCUCCGGCUCCAUCUCCACCUCCAGCCUCUGCUCCUCCGACAACGAGGAUUCGUCCUACAGCUCCGAGGACGAGGACUCCACGCUGCUGCUCCAGACCUGCCUCUCGCACCCGGUGCCGGCGCUGCUGGCGCAGCCGGAGGCGCUGCGCUCCAAGAGCGGCGCCCCGCAGCGCUGCUUCCUCACCAAGGCCGCCGCCGCCGGCCCCAAAGCCAAGCUCAAGCGCAAGGAGGCCCUCAGCUUCUCCAAAGCCAAAGAGUUCUCCCGGAGGCAGCGCCUGCCCUCGGUGGAAAGGCCAAAGAUCUCCGCCUUCCUGCCCGCGCGCCAGCUCUGGCGGUGGUCCGGGAACCCCACGCAGCGGCGGGGCAUGAAGGGGAAGGCGCGGAAGCUGUUCUAUAAGGCCAUCGUGCGGGGCAAGGAGACGCUGCGCAUCGGGGACUGCGCCGUCUUCCUCUCGGCCGGGCGGCCCAACCUGCCCUACAUCGGGCGCAUCGAGAGCAUGUGGGAGUCGUGGGGCAGCAACAUGGUGGUGAAGGUCAAGUGGUUCUACCACCCCGAGGAGACCAAGCUGGGCAAGCGCCAGAGCGACGGCAAGAACGCCCUGUACCAAUCGUGCCACGAGGACGAGAACGACGUGCAGACCAUCUCCCACAAGUGCCAGGUGGUUGGCCGCGAGCACUACGAGCAGAUGACCCGCAGCAGAAAAUACCAGGACCGCCAGGACCUCUACUACCUGGCGGGCACCUACGACCCCACCACGGGGCGCCUGGUGACCGCCGACGGGGUCCCCAUCCUCUGCUGACCCACGGGGGGGGGGGACGGGGACGGGCAGCCCCCCCCCCGUGCGCCCCCCACCCC
Molecule: messenger RNA, 8180 nt
Organism: Anas platyrhynchos (mallard)
Lineage: Eukaryota; Metazoa; Chordata; Aves; Anseriformes; Anatidae
Source: RefSeq, a predicted model, not a curated record